This is a messenger RNA of Neltuma alba, 2485 nucleotides long. Its product is annotated as phenylalanine ammonia-lyase-like. Bases 168 to 2321 code for a protein of 717 amino acids. Gene Ontology annotation, cellular component: cytoplasm. Gene Ontology annotation, biological process: L-phenylalanine catabolic process. The transcript has 2 exons. Gene Ontology annotation, molecular function: ammonia-lyase activity. The record is from RefSeq and is a predicted model, not a curated record. Lineage: Eukaryota; Viridiplantae; Streptophyta; Magnoliopsida; Fabales; Fabaceae.
CUCUCUCACCAUUCUCCUCUCACUUUCCUUCAAAACCAAUCAACCUGAAUCACACCUAUCCUCUUUGAUUUUCUCAUCAUCGCCUCCCUUUUGGAUCGUGUGCUACUCAUUCACAAUCCAUCAGUUCGUUUGAGUUUGCUUCACAUUUUUUCCCCUCGAAAUCAGCAAUGUCACGGCAAGGCAGUGAUCGCGACGUUGUUUUGAUGGCGGAAAACGACAAGCGGACGACGAAGGAGAAUAAGGCUGAUCCGUUGAAGUGGGGGGAGGCGGCGGAGUUGACGAGGGGGAGCCACGUAGAAGAAGUGAAGGGCAUGGUGAGGGAUUACAGGAGGAAGGUGGUGAGGGUGGGAGGGGAAUCAUUGACGGUGGGGCAGGUGGCGGCGGUGGCGGAGUCGAAGUCGAAGGUGGAGCUGGAGGAGAGGAAGAGGGAGGGAGUGGAGGCGAGCAGCGCGUGGGUGAUUGAGAGCGUGAAGAGAGGGAUGGACAGUUAUGGAGUGACGACGGGGUUCGGUGCGACGUCGCACCGGAGAACCUGCCGAGGGGUGGCGCUGCAAGCUGAGCUCAUAAGGUUUUUGAAUGCGGGAAUAUUUGGGAAUGGAAGAGAAGCUGGACAUACCCUGCCAGCCACUGCAUCAAGAGCUGCAAUGCUGGUCAGAAUCAACACUCUCCUCCAAGGCUAUUCUGGCAUCAGAUAUAACAUCCUCGAAGCCAUUGCUAAGCUACUCAACCACAGCAUUACUCCAUGCUUGCCCCUGCGUGGUUCCAUUUCAGCCUCUGGCGACUUAGUCCCAUUUUCAUACCUUGCCGGACUGUUGACCGGAAGGCCUAACUCUAAAGCCACUGGCCCCAACGGCGAGUCUCUAAGUCCAUUGCAAGCCUUCCGUCUAGCCUCUAUCCAUGAAGGUUUCUUUGAGUUACAGCCAAAGGAGGGUCUUGCACUUGUUAAUGGAACUGGGGUUGGAGCUGGUCUGGCUUCCUUGGUUUCUUUUGAGGCCAACAUUUUAACUGUUCUAUCCGAAAUCAUGUCUGCAAUUUUCGCUGAAGUAAUGCACGGGAAGCCGGAGUUUACGGACCAUCUGACUCACAGAUUAAAACAUCAUCCUGGGCAGAUCGAAGCAGCGGCCAUAAUGGAACACAUCUUGGAUGGAAGUGCGUACAUUAAAGCAGCACAAAAGUUGCACGAGAUUGAUCCUUUCCAAAAGCCUAAGCAAGAUAGGUAUGCUCUUAGAACUUCGCCGCAAUGGCUAGGUCCUCAGAUUGAAGUUAUCAGGUCAUCAACAAAAUGCAUUGAGAGGGAGAUAAACUCUGUGAAUGAUAACCCUUUGAUUGAUGUAUCGAGGAACAGAGCUCUUCAUGGUGGCAAUUUUCAGGGCACCCCAAUCGGUGUUUCCAUGGACAACACAAGACUAGCUUUGGCUGCCAUUGGAAAGCUCCUUUUUGCUCAAAUGUCUGAGCUCGUUAAUGAUUUUUACAACAAUGGCUUGCCUUCAAACCUUUCUGGGGGACGUUGUCCAAGCUUGGAUUACGGAUUCAAGGGUGGCGAGAUAGCAAUGGCUUCAUAUUGUUCUGAGCUUCAGUAUCUGGCAAACCCAGUAACCAAUCACGUCCAAAGUGCAGAACAGCACAAUCAAGAUGUGAACUCAUUAGGAUUAAUCUCGGCAAGGAAAACAGCUGAAGCGGUUGAGAUAUUGAAGCUCAUGACUUCAACCUACUUGAUUGCUCUCUGUCAAGCCAUAGAUUUGAGGCAUUUGGAGGAAAACUUGAAGAACACGGUUAAAAACACAGUGAGCCAAGUGGCUAAGAAGGUCCUAACUGUGGGUGUUAAUGGAGAGCUUCGUCCUUCAAGAUUUUGUGAGAAAGAUUUGCUCAAGGUGGUUGAUCGAGAACACGUUUUUGGAUAUAUUGAUGACCCGUGUAAUGCUACUUAUCCUUUGAUGGAGAAGCUAAGGCGUGUGCUUGUGGAGCAUGCAUUGAUGAUGAGUAAUGAUGGUUUGGAAAGUGGAUAUGCUUCCGUAUUCCUCAAGAUCGGUGCCUUUGAAGAGGAACUGAGGGCAGUGUUGCCCAGUGAAGUUGAGUCUGCAAGAAAUUCCUUUGAGAAGGGCAUUUCAGCAAUUCCUAACAAGAUUAAAGAUUGCAGGUCCUAUCCACUUUACAAGUUUGUAAGGGAGGAGUUGGGCACACAGUUUUUAACUGGAGAUGAAAGUCGCUCCCCAGGAGAAGAUUUUGAUAAAGUUUUCACUGCAAUUAGUCAAGGAAAGUUGAUUGAUCCAAUGUUUGAAUGCCUAAAGGAUUGGGAUGGUGCACCUCUUCCAAUACAUUGAGUGGACUUAAUUAGCACGCACUAUUUAUUAAUCAGUUUCAUAAAGAUGUUUCUUUCUUGAAUGGUAAGCAAUAUAAUAGUACUGGGGUUUAUUCCCAGGUAAUUGGCGAAUAACGUAUGUUAUAUCAUGUAAUUAUGUAUAGCAAGUAAUCAUUACGCCUAGUU